Messenger RNA from Arabidopsis arenosa, 1085 nucleotides. NCBI's taxonomy places the organism in Eukaryota, Viridiplantae, Streptophyta, Magnoliopsida, Brassicales, Brassicaceae. The record is from the annotation of a GenBank genome assembly.
CUUUUUGAUUUUUCUUCUUUUUUCUUCCUCAAUCAUCAUGGAAACUAAUCUACAACAGGUGAAGAACAGUUCUCAAACUUUUUCUGAAAAGCAAAACCCUAAACAAGAAGCUUCACCAAUAUCAUCCACUUGUUCUUCUCCUACUCAUGACUUCUCUUUUACUAUCUCUCUCCAGCCUCUCUCUUCUUCCUCAAAACAUAUCAGCCCUACUCUUAGAGGUUCAACCAAAACGACAUCGUCUUAUCAACAAACCGAUCCUUUCGCCGUCGACUUAUCUCCGGCCGAUGAGAUCUUCUUCCACGGCCAUCUUCUUCCUCUCCACCUCCUCUCUCACCUCCCUGUCUCUCCUCGAACUUCCACCAGUUCUUAUAAUGACGGAUUUACCCUCCCCGUCAAAGAUAUAUUACCUGACCAGCCCACAAACAACAACAACACUGAAAACGCUAUCACAACCAUUAGUACGGAGGCAAAGAACGACAACACCAGCGACAAAGCAGAGAGCGAGAAUCUUUCUCGGGUAAAAACCAAACCCAUGAAGUCAUUUUCUCUCUUUGGUUUAUCAAAAUGGAAAAAGAGUUUUGAAAGCAACGAGCGAGAACAAGAACAGCAGCAACAGAAGAUCAAGAAACCUAUGAGCUUAGACCUAAGUCACGCGGUCAAGAAGUACAUAAGGAUGUUGUUUCAGAAAAGAGGAAACGGCACGCAGUUUAGAAACAGAAGACAAACUUCUUCUUAUUCUUUCUCUUCCUCUCUUAUGGGUCCGAACGGAAACAGCAAAACAAUGAUUAAUGGAUCAUACAACAAGAGAGAUCUGAUUAGAGGAAGGAGAGGUGAGUUGUUCUCGGCUCCGGCGUCGAUGAGAACAUCUCCGACUAAUAGUGGACAUCUCCGUGUGUCCACGGCUGGACUAUCGUCAAGCUCGGGGUCCACGUCAUCAUCGUCUAGUGAUAGUACCAUGGAAGAGUUACAAGCUGCGAUACAAGCGGCCAUUGCUCAUUGCAAGAACUCAAGCGCCGUUGAUCGUGAUGAUAAGGUUAAGGAUUCUUGAUUUGGUUUUUUCUUUUGUCCUUAAUCUGUUGUUCUUU